AUGGUUUCUUUUGCCACCUCUUCUCACCCUGUAUGGGGAGAGUGCUUUGUGACCACAGUAGCUGGGGACCUUCCUCAUGUUGCUCCGGUCACCCAUCACUCCUCCAUGUCAGUGGCCCCUCCCCCUUCUACUUCUUCAGCUACUGCCUCAAAAGAGGCCGCCUCCUCUGUCCGGAGAGGGCUGGCAGAUAGUUUUAUUCCCCCAUCCUCCGCAUCUGUUUCUGAGGCUAUGACUUCGAAAGCGCCUUCGGAGUCUCACCCCGCCUCUCACCCUUCUCUCUCAAAGCGAAGACACUCUAGACUUUCCACUCUUGGCUCUUCCUCUACGAAGACCAAGAAGCCAAAAAGGGCUAAAAACACAUCUCCAACCAAGGACUCUCAACAGUCCAAAGUUGUUGACAUUGGUCCUACUGAGCCCAGGACAUCUGCUUUACACCCCCUAGCUCCUCAGUCCCCUCUCAAAAUGACACUGCUAGGUCCCUCCUCUCCUCCACUUAUUCACGGCCUAUCACCCGAGAUCGAUGAUCUUGAUGAUAUUGCACGGAUGGAUGAUUUAUCAGCUUUGUCUGAUAUUGACAUCCCUUAUCUCCAAUAUCUUCUUAUGGAUGUAGAUAGUGAGCCUUGCCAGCCUACUACAUCUACUACAAUGGUAAUCGGCGACCCGCCUCACGCAGACGUCGAUGAUACAGACACUGAGCCUCUCGCCGGUGUUGCUGAUACAGACACUGAGCCUCUCGCCAGUGUUGCUGAUACAGAUAUUGAGCCUCACGCCGAUAUCGUUGAUACAGAUGUUGAGCCUCACUCCAACAUCAGUGAUACUCCCAUCGGUGACUCUCAGGGCGCCGAUGGUACUGCGAGUGUUGGUGUUUCUUCUCCAGGUGGGUCAGCAAGCCUAAUCAAAGCUUGUUCUCCUACUCCAGCUGCUGUUUCUCCCUCCAGUCCCCCCUCUGCACCAGGCUUCCAGUUCUCAGCUCCUUCUCCUCCUGAGGCCUCCCUCAGCACUGAUUUAUCUAGGAGAGUGGACUGCGUUACAUCUGAACUGCAUCAACACAGUGCCGCCUUGAUAGAUCAUGGCAUUGCCUUCUCUGCUAUUAAAGCUACGGUUGAUUCUCUUGAUGCUCGCAUGACUGCUCUUUCCGAUUCUCAGGCCAAUAUCUCUGAAGUUGUAGCUGAUCUUAGUGCUCGAUCGGAAAGUCAAGCUGCCACAAAUCAGUUCACGGAAGAGGACAGGGUUAUGUUAGCCAAAGUCAGUCGCCGUGUUGAGUCCGAUUAUGCUCUUCUUGGCGGUCUUCAUCGCGGUAUCUCACGUCUACUUCGUGCCACAUAUGCUCCAUUUCCUCGUGCUACUGCAUCUGUGCUUUCCCCACCUGCCAAUGUGGAGGGUCCUUAUGUUCCUGCUAGUGGACCUUCCCCUGUUCCCACUGAGGGGGAGAAGAUAGUUGAUCCUGCUACAAGUGACAACGGGGACGACGACUCAGUUUCUACUUCUUCUACCUCUUCAUCCUCAGCUGAGUCAGACUGUGAUGCUCCUACUGAGGGGGAGCUAUUUGAUCAUGAUGAUAGAGCCACAACACCUGUUGAGGGGGAGCAACCAUGUUCUAUGCCUUUAGUAUCUGUUGAGGUUGGUACUAUCCCUUCUCAAGAUGAUAUUCCCACUACUUAUGGGGACUUAGUCCAAACUCACAGAGAAGGAAAGGCACCCAUGACCUCAGAUGAAGAAGCUGCUGCAGCUAAAGCAGCUAAAAUUAUGAUGAAGCAAAGGCACAAGGUGGAGAGGGAGUCGAACAUUAGAGAAGUUGGAGAAGGUGAACCUGAAUCUAGCAGCAAUGAACAAGAAKGAUGGGAUGAUUCAUGGUAUUUUGCAAGCAAAUUUGAUCUCUAG
Molecule: messenger RNA, 1881 nt
Organism: Cynara cardunculus var. scolymus (artichoke)
Lineage: Eukaryota; Viridiplantae; Streptophyta; Magnoliopsida; Asterales; Asteraceae
Product: mucin-5AC-like
Exons: 5
Coding region: 1-1881 (626 amino acids)
Source: RefSeq, a predicted model, not a curated record